GCCGACUACACCGAGCAUCUUCUUGUUUCAUCUGAUCGUUAAAAAAGAAGAAAGCGGAGAGAGAGAGAUAAUUUGCGUGUCAUCCUUGUGCAAGGGGCCAUGCUAAUCUUCUCUGUAUCGUUCCAAUUUUAGUACAUGUACUGCCGGAGCAAAGAGAGAGAGAGAGGAGAGACGGGAGGAGGAGGAGAGAUGCAAAGGCAGAGAGAGCCGCGGAGUUGGAGUGGCUGGUGGUGGUGGUGGUGCAUGGUUAGUGGUGGCCGUGGUGUCGAGGCGUCGGUGGUGGUGGUGGUGGUGAGGGUGGGAGGCUAACCGAGACGUCGCGACGCCGAUUCCAGCUCGCGAGCGAUAACGGUGGCGAUUAUUAGAAACGCGGGCCUCCCCUAGAUCGACUCGGCCACAAAAAAACGAGUUCUUUAGCGCGGUUGCGUGAACAUCGCCACCGGGGAGACAAAGGCGGCCGGGCGGAGGUGCUGGCCACGUGCCCGAGCACCUCGCGACUUGCUCGCAGCACUUGCCCCAACGGUCCGUGGCAGGCUACACGGGGGAUCUUUGUCUUUGUGGUGGCAGUGGCGGAGGCAAAGGGUGAUGAGUUCGUCUCGCGACCACCACCACCACCACCACCACCUUUCUCCUGCAUGCUGGUGACGAGUAGGCGAACCACCGCCACCACCACCGCCACCGCCACCACCACCACCUUUCUCCUGCAUGCUGGUGACGAGUAGGCGAACCACCAUCAUCAUCAUGCCUGUUAUGAAGGGGCUCCUGGCUCCACAGAAUACCUUCCUUGAUACGAUCGCCACAAGAUUCGAUGGCACCCACAGCAACUUCGUGCUGGGCAACGCACAGGUCCCGCGCGAGUACCCCAUCGUGUACUGCUCGGACGGAUUCUGCGAGCUCAGCGGCUUCUCUCGCACCGAGGUGAUGCAGCGAGGCUGCGCUUGCCGCUUCCUGCACGGCCCACAGACGGCGGAAUACGCCGCGGGCCUCAUCCAGAAGGGGUUGAUGGAGCAGCGAGAGACCAAGGCCGAGAUGCUCUUCUACAAGAAGGACGGGUCGACGUUCUGGUGUCUGCUCGAUAUCGUCCCCAUCAAGAAUGAGAAACGGGAGGUGGUGCUCUUCCUUGCCUCCUUCAAGGACAUCACGGAGGCCAAGCUGCUGGCCGUGCCAGGGGAGAGGCCCCAUCCCGAAGACGCUAGCCGGCGGAAGAAGCGGCGGGCGGUUCGCCCGGCGUUCAUGUCAAGCCGGCGCAGAAGCCGCGCGGUGCUCUACCACCUGUCGGGCCACCUGCAGAACAAGGAGAGCAAAGGCAAGCUGAAGAUCAACAACAGGGUGCUACGCGAGCAGCUGGUGCUGCCGGAGUACAAGGUGGCGACGGUGCAGAAGUCCAGAUUCAUCUUGCUUCACUACGCCACCUUCAAGGCCGGCUGGGACUGGCUGACCUUGCUGGCGACAUUCUACGUGGCUCUCACGGUGCCCUACAACGUCUGCUUCGUGGGGAAGGAGGACAAGCCCGUGCCGUCACGCAUCACCAUCGUCAGCGACAUCGCCGUCGAAUUCCUCUUCAUCACGGACAUCAUCCUGAAUUUCCGCACCACGUUUGUCAGCAAGUCCGGCCAAGUGGUGUACGACUCACGGCUCAUCUGCAUGCACUACUCCACCACGUGGUUCUUCAUCGAUCUCAUCGCAGCCCUGCCCUUCGACCUUCUCUUCGCGCUCAACAUCACCGUGACGUCGCUGGUGCACCUGCUGAAGACGGUGCGUCUGCUGCGACUGCUGCGUCUCCGCCAGAAGCUGGAGCGCUACUCGCAGUACAGCGCCGUCGUGCUGGCGAUGCUCAUGUGCACGUUCGCACUGCUCGCCCACUGGAUGGCCUGCGUGUGGUUCGUCAUCGGACGCAAGGAGAUGGCAGCAAACGACCCGGAGACUUGGAACAUCGGCUGGCUGCACGAGCUGGGCAAGCGGCUGGACCGGCCGUACUACGCGAACAACACCCGCGGGGGACCCAACCUGCGCAGCGCCUACAUCGCGUCUCUCUACUUCGCGCUGAGCAGCCUCACCAGCGUCGGCUUCGGCAACGUGUCGGCAAACACGGACGCCGAGAAGAUCUUCUCCAUAUGCGCCAUGCUCACCGGGGCCCUCAUGCACGCCGUGGUGUUCGGCAACGUGACGGCAAUCAUCCAGAGGAUGUACUCUCGUUGGUCUCUCUACCACACCAAGACCAAGGACCUCAAGGACUUCAUCCGCAUCCACCGACUGCCUAAGCAGCUUAAGCAGCGCAUGCUCGAGUACUUCCAGACCACGUGGGCCCUCAACAACGGCAUCGACACGCACGAGCUGCUGCGUUACUUCCCGGAGGAACUGCAGGCCGACGUGGCGCUGCACCUCAACAAGGAGAUGCUGCGGCUGCCACUCUUCCAGUCGGCGUCACGCGGCUGCCUGCGCUCACUCUCGCUGCGCGUCAAGCCAUCGUUCUGCGUGCCCGGGGAGGUGCUGCUCCGGCAAGGCGACGCUCUGCAGGCCCUCUACUUCGUGUGCUCUGGCUCCAUGGAGGUGCUCAAGGACGGCACGGUACUCGCCAUCCUCGGGAAGGGAGACCUCAUCGGCUCGGACCUGACCGUCAUUGAGGAGGUGGUGAAGACCAACGCCGACGUGAAGGCCCUCACGUACUGCGCCCUUCAGUGCAUCGGCCUUCGGGGCCUCUACAACGUCCUGUCGCUCUAUCCCGAGUAUGCGUGCCACUUCCUCAGGGACCUGCAGAACGACCUCACCUAUAACCUGCGGCUCGGGCACUUCCAGCCGUUGAUGUGGAUGUGA
Molecule: messenger RNA, 2814 nt
Organism: Lethenteron reissneri (Far Eastern brook lamprey)
Lineage: Eukaryota; Metazoa; Chordata; Hyperoartia; Petromyzontiformes; Petromyzontidae
Product: potassium voltage-gated channel subfamily H member 8-like
Biological process (GO): regulation of membrane potential; potassium ion transmembrane transport
Cellular component (GO): plasma membrane
Molecular function (GO): voltage-gated potassium channel activity
Source: RefSeq, a predicted model, not a curated record